CCACUUCAAAAGCAGGUCAAUUCUCCUGCCUGCUUUCCUCCAUCCAUCGUCCUCCCUUCCCCCUCGCCGGCUCUGUGCGUCCCUCUGCUAUUUGCGAGCUUUGCGUCUCUCAAAGGAGAAGGAAGAAUGGAUCACGUCUUGGGUAUCCUCAAGGUUCGGGUGAAGAGAGGCACCAACCUCGUCGUCCGCGACGCCCUCAGCAGCGACCCCUAUGUCACCGUCUCCCAGGGCAACCUCAAAGUGAAGACUCGUGUGGUUAAGAAAGACUGCAAUCCCGUUUGGAAUGAUGAGCUCACCCUCUCCGUCACUGAUAAGAACCUCCCAUUGCUUGUUACAGUUUAUGACAAAGAUACGUUUACAGCGGAUGACAAAAUGGGGGAGGCAGAGAUCGACAUUAGGCCCUACCUGGAGUGCAUAGAGAUGUGCCUUGAGAACCUCCCGUCCCCAACUACCAUAAAGAGGAUCCAGCCGGGCAAGGACAACUGCUAUGCGGAAGAGAGCUCCAUUGUGUGGUUAGAUGGGAAGAUAGUGCAGGACAUGAUCCUGAGGCUACGAAAUGUGCCGACUGGAGAGGUCGAGCUCCAACUCGAGUGGAUCGAUCUUCCUGGCCGUAACUGAAUUCAACUGAGUGGGCUUUUCUCCGAAUGUGGUCAUUGAGUCUGAUGGCUUGUCCAGAUCAAUAAGAGAAGCUGUGUCUUGUUCUUGUACUAGGUUCCCUGUUAUAUAUGGUUAAGGGGCAUGUCAACGUCGAAUGUUUGACCAUAAAUGUCUGGUCGAUCCUGCGAAACAGAUUGAUUCCAACAGGACUGGAGUUGAUCUGCCCAUAUGAAAGUUUGAAUCAAGUAAUGUAUGUUACAUAAAGUCUUUUGAGUCCUAUAAGUGGGAGGAGCUCUGUUGGGAUGGCCUAUGACUCCAUAAUUUUUCUAAUUUUACUGCCAUAAUUUUUCUGAUUUUA
Punica granatum (pomegranate) is the source of this 955-nucleotide messenger RNA. Lineage: Eukaryota; Viridiplantae; Streptophyta; Magnoliopsida; Myrtales; Lythraceae. The record is from RefSeq and is a predicted model, not a curated record.